UAAGUUCAACACUAUCAUAUGUUGUCCACUGUGUUAACAAGACAUGGAACACACAGACUCCCUAGUGUAUACGCCCACCUGGGUAGUGGCCACUGUCUGCUUCAUUAUUGUUCUCAUAUCUUUAUGCGUGGAGCGCACUCUGCAUCGACUUGGAAAGCUCUUGAUACGUAAAAGACAAGAUAAACUAUUUGCAGCAUUACAAAAAUUAAAGGAAGAACUGAUGCUUUUAGGGUUCAUUUCUCUUCUACUAACAGUCUUCCAAGGCUUGAUAAGUCGCAUAUGCAUACCAACUCAUCUUUCAAAUUUCAUGCUUCCAUGUAAGAAGAGUUACAUUCUUCACCCCAAUGGUACCGAGCAUUACUCUAAUCCAGCUGCAAACAAUUCACAACGACUUUUGUUUGAAGAUACUAAUUCAGGGCAUUGCCUACAUGAGGGAAAAGCUCCAUUGUUACCAUUGGAAGCAUUACACCAACUACACAUUUUCAUCUUUGUAUUGGCAGUUGUUCAUGUAAUCUUCUGUGUCACUAUAAUGACUCUUGGAGCAGCCAGGAUACGCCAAUGGAAGUCCUGGGAGGAUUCUAUUAGGAAUGAAAUUGAAUCAAAGAAGGGUCGAACAGGUGGCAACGACGCUGAUGUUCAUGAUAUUGAUCACCAAGAUUUCUUGAAUAAACAUGGAGCUGGAUAUUGGAGAAAGGCAGCAGUUGUUAGUUGGAUGAUGUCAUUAUUCAAACAAUUUUAUGCCUCUGUCACCAAGUCAGACUACAAAGCAAUGCGACAAGGAUUCAUCAAGAAACACUACCCUGAUAACCCUGAAUAUAAUUUUCACCAUCAUGUGGUGCAGACACUUGCAGUUGAUUUCAAAAAAGUUAUCGGUGUAAGCUGGUACCUGUGGCUGUUUGUUGUGGUUUUUUUGCUGCUGAAUGUGGCAGGAUGGAACACGUAUUUUUGGUUGUCCUUUUUGCCAUUGAUUCUGCUACUUCUUGUGGGUGCUAAGUUACAGCACAUCAUCACCCGUUUGGCUCAGGAGGUAGUAGUAGAGAGGAACAUACAUGAUCAUGAAGCACAACUACAGGUGACAGAGACGAAGAGAGACAAUCAUGAAGUGCAUGAAGCAGCACCACCAGUGAAGCCUUCAGAUGAUUACUUUUGGUUUUGUAGCCCUGCUCUUGUUCUCAUCUUAAUUCACUUCAUUUUGUUUCAGAAUUCAUUUGAGAUUGGGUUCUUCUUCUGGAUCUUGUUCACAUAUGGAUUCCAUUCAUGCAUCAUGGACAAAUUGGGCUUCAUCAUCCCAAGACUUAUUGUGGGGUUGAUUGUUCAAGUGCUAUGCAGCUAUAGUACUUUGCCUUUGUAUGCUAUUGUGACCCAGAUGGGUAGCACGAUCAAAUUUAAAGGACCAUUUAAGAGCAGUGAAGAAAGUACAAGAGGCCCGAUUGAAGCAAGUCAAAUUCAAAUGCAAAGUAUGGCUAAAGAAUCACCCCAAAAUGCUCAAAAUUCAGAAUUUUAGACUAGUGUGAUUGAAGAACCUAGACAUCAAUAACCGAGAUUCCUUCUGUAGCUAGCCUAACCUCCUUUUCCAUUAUCUUAAGUUUCUUCUUAGAUAUACCAUCUACAAUUUGACUUUGGACAUAUAGCACAUAUAUAGUCACUCUCAUGUUGUUCUAGGGAAAGGAUAAAAUAAUACAAUGAUUGUGAAAUGGGCUUACAAGCCAUGAAAUAGCUUGCCUAUAUAUACUUAGAAAAAAUGUACAUCACGUCUCUUUUUCUUAAGGAUGUAUUUACAACAAAUAUUCAAAUUCAAAUUACACAAUUAAG
Messenger RNA from Quercus lobata, 1812 nucleotides. Its product is annotated as MLO-like protein 13. The transcript is spliced from 14 exons. Gene Ontology annotation, cellular component: membrane. Bases 44 to 1504 code for a protein of 486 amino acids. Gene Ontology annotation, biological process: defense response. Lineage: Eukaryota; Viridiplantae; Streptophyta; Magnoliopsida; Fagales; Fagaceae. The record is from RefSeq and is a predicted model, not a curated record.